Boeremia exigua is the source of this 477-nucleotide messenger RNA. RefSeq lists its product as uncharacterized. The record is from RefSeq and is a predicted model, not a curated record. Bases 1 to 477 code for a protein of 158 amino acids. Gene Ontology annotation, biological process: proteasome assembly. The transcript is spliced from 2 exons. NCBI's taxonomy places the organism in Eukaryota, Fungi, Ascomycota, Dothideomycetes, Pleosporales, Didymellaceae.
AUGUCGACAGCAACAGGAGAGUACAUGGUAGCCCCAGCGCCGUUCCCAGCGCGCUCGAGGUCUGCUUCGUCGAACAUUCUUGGCCUGGAAACCACCGUGACGUCUAUGUCGUUCACGGACAAGAUUCUCGUUACAAUUACACAGCAAGGCCGUCUGGCACAUUGGGUGCAUGUCCCACUCGAUAUCUCCGCAACCGACACAUCAGCAACCUCGCAAUCGUACCUCGACCGCGAUGACGAAGAUCCUGCAUCUGAUCUUCUUCCUAUGCAUCACUUGACUGCAACAACGAUAUUGGGCGGCACGAUACCAGAGCUCGAGGUUCUCGGUCAGACGCUGGCCACGCAGAUAGCCUCCGCUAUCAAAACUCAAAACGACAGAGAAACGCGGAUGGUAGUACUUGGCAUGGGGCUGGACAAACGCAUGAGUGGUAGAACAGAAUUCAGCGAGCUGGUAGGGCUGAUGCUAGAGGUGUUGUGA